Macrosteles quadrilineatus (aster leafhopper) is the source of this 15126-nucleotide messenger RNA. RefSeq lists its product as uncharacterized. Gene Ontology annotation, molecular function: serine-type endopeptidase activity. The transcript is spliced from 61 exons. Lineage: Eukaryota; Metazoa; Arthropoda; Insecta; Hemiptera; Cicadellidae. The record is from RefSeq and is a predicted model, not a curated record. The coding region runs from base 313 to 12054 and encodes 3913 amino acids.
GGCCAACGUCGCCGCGACGUCUCGAGUAGUGCGUUGUGCUAUUGUGUGUAAAUAAUACUUUCUUUCACGUCAUAAAAGGGCGUUUAAAAUUCGUCAUUGCUGAUAGUUGUGCGUGUAUAAUUCUCCAUUGCUGAUUCUUAGACGAUUAUAAUUCGUCAUUGCUGGGUUAUGGACUGUCAAACAUGCAAACACUUUGUUGAUGAGCCAUGACAGCUCUCUUCAUGAUGUCUGCAGACCAACGUCUGGCCCAAGGGCAAAAACACUGACACUGAUGACGUCACGGUGACGCUCGAGCCAUGGAGGAAGAAGAAGAUGAGGAGUUCUCUUAGCUCAGUGCGAACCAUGAGGAAAUCCAAGCACAAAUCUCGCAAUACAGAAAGCAAUAGAAGGACGUGCAUAUGUGGUUGUGUGUUAGUGUUUGUGUGUGUUGUGUUCAGUGUGGUGGGGGUGGACGCCAAAGCGGUGGGUACAGGCGGGGAGGUUUAUGGGGAUCCUGCCCCUGGUAGGUCACCAGGACCACCUUGGAUAGGUGGAGGGACUAACGAAACCAAAAGUUUGGACCUCGAAGCAGUUCACCUACUAUCAGCUGUAACCGAUGUGACCAGAGCACGAAGGUCGGCCGGAGAUGUCGCCAGUGUCAUCAUGGAAGACUCGACAGACGCGCCUUGGUGCGAGGAUUACUCGGAAACAUUAAGGUUCGUCCGAGGAUUGGAGGAAAUCUAUCUCAAUUUGACUCACCCACUGUUCGACCCAACGAGUGGUAUACUACCUGGAGUCACUUAUGAAGUGCUGCUGACGGUCGGUGCUGAUGUAAGAGACUUCUCGCUUGUGUCGCUAGCAGGAGGAGGCAGUACCAGGGAAGAGCUCAGUAGAGAGGAAUGCCUCAGGCCACUGGCCCAUCGGCCUGAGGCUAACCAUAUCAGCCUGAACUGGACGUUACCAGCUCACCAGCGGCCGUUGGCCAAUGCUACUUUCAGAAUACGGUACAGAAAACAAGAAGACACUGUGUUCGAAACUUUCUUUCACGUCCCAAUACUGAAAGAUUGUAUAUUAAGACUGAAUACCAAAGCAAACAACUUAUCAUCGACGACGCUGCCCGAAGUGUUCCGGACUCGGCCGAACUGUUCCGUUGAGUUCCCGGUAGGCGGAUCCUCUCAUCCUCGAGGUCCUGGUCUGGUCAUCACCCUCACCCGCCUCAACAUCCGCUGUUCCUCGGGUCACCUUCGGUUCAUUCCUGCUGGCUCGGGAACCAGGAGGGUGACUGAUAGAGGACAAGCAAUAGUCCUGAGGGAGCAAAUCCUCUGUGGGAAGCUGGAGGAGAUCCCUCUGUCGGGACGGGAGAUGUACUUCCCUCAGGACCAGACUCCAGUUCGUCUCCAGGUGGUCGGGAGAGCGGUGUUCUCUCUCAACUACAGACUAGUGGACUACUGCUUCAACGUCACAUACACCCAGAGAAACCUCAGCUUUGAGGUGAACCCGUCCACGGGGUUGCUGUGCAACUUUAGAAUUCUCCUUCCGUACGGUCACCGAGUGUCGCUGAGCCUCCGGAUUGGGAAGAUCAGCUCGGACUCGUCCACCUUGGAGACUCCCCGCCAGACAGCAGAACGUCUUGGCGUAACAACUCUACAGCCGGAAGACCCCGACCCACCGUGCGGGGGGUUCCAGGUGCGCCUCUGGGACGGACCCACCUCUUGGACCCACUGUGCCGUGGGAGGCGACCCUGUCAGGGAGCUUCACGUCAUCUCUAGAGAGAACAGAGUGGAACUGAGGGUGACGUCAAGACCACUCAGGGACCCACUGACGUCACUCAGGAUCGUCUAUGACUCUGUAGCGGUACCUGAGAUCACACAGUCGUGUGAGUGGGGCUGGGUAGCCACCAAGCAGUUCUGUGUUCAGGCAGUAGAGGAGAGACGUGUUACAUGGGAGGAGGCAGAGCAGGAGUGUAAACACAAAGGAGGUCAUCUAGUACCUGAGAUCACUCAGUCGUGUGAGUGGGGCUGGGUAGCCACCAAGCAGUUCUGUGUCCAGGCAGUAGAGGAGAGACGUGUUACAUGGGAGGAGGCAGAGCAGGAGUGUAAACACAAGUACCUGAGAUCACUCAGUCAUGUACCUGAGAUCACUCAGUCGUGUGAGUGGGGCUGGGUAGCCACCAAGCAGUUCUGUGUCCAGGCAGUAGAGGAGAGACGUGUUACAUGGGAGGAGGCAGAGCAGGAGUGUAAACACAAAGUACCUGAGAUCACUCAGUCAUGUGAGUGGGGCUGGGUAGCCACCAAGCAGUUCUGUGUCCAGGCAGUAGAGGAGAGACGUGUUACAUGGGAGGAGGCAGAGCAGGAGUGUAAACACAAAGGAGGUCAUCUAGUACCUGAGAUCACUCAGUCAUGUGAGUGGGGCUGGGUAGCCACCAAGCAGUUCUGUGUCCAGGCAGUAGAGGAGAGACGUGUUACAUGGGAGGAGGCAGAGCAGGAGUGUAAACACAAAGGAGGUCAUCUAGUACCUGAGAUCACUCAGUCGUGUGAGUGGGGCUGGGUAGCCACCAAGCAGUUCUGUGUCCAGGCAGUAGAGGAGAGACGUGUUACAUGGGAGGAGGCAGAGCAGGAGUGUAAACACAAAGGAGGUCAUCUAGUACCUGAGAUCACUCAGUCAUGUGAGUGGGGCUGGGUAGCCACCAAGCAGUUCUGUGUCCAGGCAGUAGAGGAGAGACGUGUUACAUGGGAGGAGGCAGAGCAGGAGUGUAAACACAAAGGAGGUCAUCUAGUACCUGAGAUCACUCAGUCGUGUGAGUGGGGCUGGGUAGCCACCAAGCAGUUCUGUGUCCAGGCAGUAGAGGAGAGACGUGUUACAUGGGAGGAGGCAGAGCAGGAGUGUAAACACAAAGGAGGUCAUCUAGUACCUGAGAUCACUCAGUCGUGUGAGUGGGGCUGGGUAGCCACCAAGCAGUUCUGUGUCCAGGCAGUAGAGGAGAGACGUGUUACAUGGGAGGAGGCCGAGCAGGAGUGUAAACACAAAGGAGGUCAUCUAGUACCUGAGAUCACUCAGUCAUGUGAGUGGGGCUGGGUAGCCACCAAGCAGUUCUGUGUCCAGGCAGUAGAGGAGAGACGUGUUACAUGGGAGGAGGCAGAGCAGGAGUGUAAACACAAAGUACCUGAGAUCACUCAGUCAUGUGAGUGGGGCUGGGUAGCCACCAAGCAGUUCUGUGUCCAGGCAGUAGAGGAGAGACGUGUUACAUGGGAGGAGGCAGAGCAGGAGUGUAAACACAAAGGAGGUCAUCUAGUACCUGAGAUCACUCAGUCAUGUGAGUGGGGCUGGGUAGCCACCAAGCAGUUCUGUGUCCAGGCAGUAGAGGAGAGACGUGUUACAUGGGAGGAGGCAGAGCAGGAGUGUAAACACAAAGGAGGUCAUCUAGUACCUGAGAUCACUCAGUCGUGUGAGUGGGGCUGGGUAGCCACCAAGCAGUUCUGUGUCCAGGCAGUAGAGGAGAGACGUGUUACAUGGGAGGAGGCAGAGCAGGAGUGUAAACACAAAGGAGGUCAUCUAGUACCUGAGAUCACUCAGUCAUGUGAGUGGGGCUGGGUAGCCACCAAGCAGUUCUGUGUCCAGGCAGUAGAGGAGAGACGUGUUACAUGGGAGGAGGCAGAGCAGGAGUGUAAACACAAAGGAGGUCAUCUAGUACCUGAGAUCACUCAGUCGUGUGAGUGGGGCUGGGUAGCCACCAAGCAGUUCUGUGUCCAGGCAGUAGAGGAGAGACGUGUUACAUGGGAGGAGGCAGAGCAGGAGUGUAAACACAAAGGAGGUCAUCUAGUACCUGAGAUCACUCAGUCGUGUGAGUGGGGCUGGGUAGCCACCAAGCAGUUCUGUGUCCAGGCAGUAGAGGAGAGACGUGUUACAUGGGAGGAGGCAGAGCAGGAGUGUAAACACAAAGGAGGUCAUCUAGUACCUGAGAUCACUCAGUCAUGUGAGUGGGGCUGGGUAGCCACCAAGCAGUUCUGUGUCCAGGCAGUAGAGGAGAGACGUGUUACAUGGGAGGAGGCAGAGCAGGAGUGUAAACACAAAGUACCUGAGAUCACUCAGUCAUGUGAGUGGGGCUGGGUAGCCACCAAGCAGUUCUGUGUCCAGGCAGUAGAGGAGAGACGUGUUACAUGGGAGGAGGCAGAGCAGGAGUGUAAACACAAAGGAGGUCAUCUAGUACCUGAGAUCACUCAGUCAUGUGAGUGGGGCUGGGUAGCCACCAAGCAGUUCUGUGUCCAGGCAGUAGAGGAGAGACGUGUUACAUGGGAGGAGGCAGAGCAGGAGUGUAAACACAAAGGAGGUCAUCUAGCCAGCAUAAGAAGCGAGCAUGCUCAGACUGUCAUCGACAGCAUGUUGUUAUACAGUCCCGGUUACUCUGAAGAUAACGCCUACUGGGUCGGCGCUACAGACACGGGGUUCGAAGGAGACUUCCGGUGGGUGGACGGCCUUCCUUUUACCUAUACAAACUGGUUCCCUGGCUGGAGUCAGCACAACCACGUGUUGAGACAGCCUAAUGAUGACUUCCUCAGCGAGGAGGAUUGUGUAGAACUACGCCGUCUCUAUCACCACCCCUUACUAGCAGUGCUGAUGCACCUAUGUUGUGUUUUAUACUGGUUCCCUGGCUGGAGUCAGCACAACCACGUGUUGAGGCAGCCUAAUGAUGACUUCCUCAGCGAGGAGGAUUGUGUAGAGCUGCGCCGUCUCUAUCACCACCCCUUACUAGCAGUGCUGAUGUACCUAUGUUGUGUUUUAGACUGGUUCUCUGGCUGGAGUCAGCACAACCACGUGUUGAGGCAGCCUAAUGAUGACUUCCUCAGCGAGGAGGAUUGUGUAGAGCUGCGCCGUCUCUAUCACCACUCCUUACUAGCAGUGCUGAUGUACCUAUGUUGUGUUUUAGACUGGUUCCCUGGCUGGAGUCAGCACAACCACGUGUUGAGGCAGCCUAAUGAUGACUUCCUCAGCGAGGAGGAUUGUGUAGAACUACGCCGUCUCUAUCACCACUCCUUACUAGCAGUGCUGAUGCACCUAUGUUGUGUUUUAGACUGGUUCCCUGGCUGGAGUCAGCACAACCACGUGUUGAGGCAGCCUAAUGAUGACUUCCUCAGCGAGGAGGAUUGUGUAGAACUACGCCGUCUCUAUCACCACUCCUUACUAGCAGUGCUGAUGCACCUAUGUUGUGUUUUAGACUGGUUCCCUGGCUGGAGUCAGCACAACCACGUGUUGAGACAGCCUAAUGAUGACUUCCUCAGCGAGGAGGAUUGUGUAGAACUACGCCGUCUCUAUCACCACUCCUUACUAGCAGUGCUGAUGCACCUAUGUUGUGUUUUAGACUGGUUCCCUGGCUGGAGUCAGCACAACCACGUGUUGAGGCAGCCUAAUGAUGACUUCAUCAGCGAGGAGGAUUGUGUAGAACUGCGCCGUCUCUAUCACCACUCCUUACUAGCAGUGCUGAUGCACCUAUGUUGUGUUUUAGACUGGUUCCCUGGCUGGAGUCAGCACAACCACGUGUUGAGGCAGCCUAAUGAUGACUUCCUCAGCGAGGAGGAUUGUGUAGAGCUGCGCCGUCUCUAUCACCACUCCUUACUAGCAGUGCUGAUGCACCUAUGUUGUGUUUUAGACUGGUUCCCUGGCUGGAGUCAGCACAACCACGUGUUGAGGCAGCCUAAUGAUGACUUCCUCAGCGAGGAGGAUUGUGUAGAGCUUGCGCCGUCUCUAUCACCACCCCUUACUAGCAGUGCGGAUGUACCUAUGUUGUGUUUUAGACUGGUUCCCUGGCUGGAGUCAGCACAACCACACUGGUUCCCUGGCUGGAGUCAGCACAACCACGUGUUGAGGCAGCCUAAUGAUGACUUCCUCAGCGAGGAGGAUUGUGUAGAGCUUGCGCCGUCUCUAUCACCACCCCUUACUAGCAGUGCGGAUGUACCUAUGUUGUGUUUUAGACUGGUUCCCUGGCUGGAGUCAGCACAACCACACUGGUUCCCUGGCUGGAGUCAGCACAACCACGUGUUGAGGCAGCCUAAUGAUGACUUCCUCAGCGAGGAGGAUUACUGGUUCCCUGGCUGGAGUCAGCACAACCACGUGUUGAGGCAGUCUAAUGAUGACUUCCUCAGCGAGGAGGAUUGUGUAGAGCUGCGCCGUCUCUAUCACCACUCCUUACUAGCAGUGCUGAUGUACCUAUGUUGUGUUUUAGACUGGUUCCCUGGCUGGAGUCAGCACAACCACGUGUUGAGGCAGCCUAAUGAUGACUUCCUCAGCGAGGAGGAUUGUGUAGAGCUGCGCCGUCUCUAUCACCAUCCUUCCCUGGCUGUUUCCGCCUCGGCCGCAGUCCCUACCGCCUCCAGGCUGACUGAGUCGUACAUGUGGAACGACAGAGACUGCAAGACCAAGAACUACUUUAUAUGUGAAAAGCUACAGAAAGGAGCAGAACCACUGGAAGACCUGAAGACCGUUUGCAACCGCACUCUCUCCCUGUCUGUGGACCAGCCUAGAGCAGCUGUCACCUCCCCAGGGUUCCCUAGGACGUACCCGGACAACGCGGAGUGUCACACCCUCGUAACCGUACCUCCAGGGUACAGGAUCAUCGUGGAGUUUGACGAACUUAUUCUCGAGGAGGAGAGACUAGACUGCAGCUAUGACGUACUGGAGAUGUUGGAGCCCGGGGUAGAGAUGGAGCCACGGAGAGUGUGUGGAGAUUGGAGUGACAAACUGAAGCUGCUCCGUUACGUCAGUUCAUCUCCACGACUUCUGCUACGCUUCGUUUCUGAUUAUUCCCAUCAUUUUGGAGGCUUUAAGGCUCGAGUAGCUAUGGAACAUGCCAAUGCGGAGUGCGGGGAUGACAGACUUCAGGUGUUCAACAACUCUUGUUACCUCUUCGUCAGCUAUCCAGAGGUCACUUGGCAUACUGCCAAGCAGAUAUGCAAAGGACUUAAGGCGGAGUUGGCUAGUGUUCACAGCCCGGACGAGGAGAGGUUCAUAGUGUCCAAGAUCAGAGCGUCCAGAGAGUACAGCACCAAUGCCAUUUACUGGCUUGGAGCACAGCAAGAUGCUUUAGACAACUGGUACUGGGUGGAUUCCACUCCUAUGACCUAUACUGCCUGGCUGUCUUCUGACACCGGUGCAAAGGGCACUCUGAACUGCCUAAGUCUCCAGUGGCUGUCCUCCCCAGCACAUAUGUUACCCAGCAGCCUCUACUGGCAGCCUCAACUCUGUGCUAACGUUGGUGGCUACAUCUGCAAGAAGGAGAGUCAAGGUAUAGGUAAAGGCUUGAACCUGAACGGCACCGUGAACGCCACAGAAGGUCGGCUCACCUCCCCCAGGUUUCCUGCUCCAUACCACCACAACUUGGACUACUGGGUGAAAGUCUCCGCCCCAGAGCUCACCCGGGUGGUCUUCCGCUUCUCCCGGUUGGACCUGGAGCCCCAGUCGGACUGCCUAUACGACUACGUAGAGUUGGAGGACGUCAACAGCAGAAGCGAUCCGCCCAGGAGACGCAGGUUCUGUGGGAGACAUGCACCCGCAGCUCUAGAGAGGAUGAAUUUUGUAUCGGAAAGACACGAAGUGACAGUCCACUUCCACUCUGACUACUCCGUCUCAGGAAGUGGCUUCGCUCUAACUUGGCACAGUGUGGACGUUAGCGGAUGUCCUCUGCACACCCUCACGGCCAAGGAAGGACUCCUCGUGUCACCUAAUUACCCUCACUUCCUCUUAGAUCAUCUGGACUGUUCUACCACCAUCCUGGCCCCGGCCGGGCGAAGGGUUUGGCUGCAAAUCACAGACUUCGAAGUAGAAGCUCCAGAGUCCAGUGUAGAAGUGAGUCUAGGAGGUGGCUUCCCACUGAUCCAACCCUUUAGUUCUUCCUCCUUCCAUCCCUCCCAUAUACAUCCAUCCCGACUCCUCUCCGACGGGGUGUUCGUCUCAGAGGGCGAAAGACUGCAACUGAAGCUCAAGACUGGAGAUGCUCCAAAAGGAAGAGGCUUUAAGGCUGUCUACAAAUCAGUUCACACAGUGGUCGACCAUCGUAUCAUAGUCUUGACCAACGUCUCCUCUGGAUACCUUCUCCACGUCAACUAUCCUCACCACCCACCCUCAGGCAUUGACUUCACCGACCGCCUCGUAGCUCCACUAGGAAAGUCCAUCCACCUGCAGUUCUACCGCGCAGAACCUACUUUUUUAGAGGAUGGUGAAGGUAGGGGAGUCUGCCCUGAAGGACGUGGAGUGAUAGAGGUACGUGACAACUACGCCGACAGCAACGGCACCUGGUGGCGACUCUGUGAGACAGAGAGAGACGUGCCGCCGCUGGCAAUUACGUCUUACCUCAACACUCUGCAUGUCCGUCAGCUUAACAACGACAUGAGAGCAGCAGGAGUCAGACUCAACGUCAGCGUGACCCUCAGGAACGAUGUCAACUACAAGGCUAAGCUACUGCAAGGUUCAGCUGAAAGUUCUGUCGAAUCAUGCCAUCCCAACCCAUGUCUCAACGGGGGGAAAUGUGUCAGUAGUAGUAGCAAGAAGUCAUGUCAGUGCGUUGGAUAUUUCACAGGAAUGUUCUGUGCACUGACACUAUGCGAGCUAGACCCCUGCUUGUUUGGCCGCUGUGAGCUGACGGCUUCUGGGUUUCGCUGUCAUUGCAACAGAGGGUAUGAGGGGGAAUCAUGUGACACAAAGCUUCACCCUUGUGCGCACAACCCUUGCGAGGGCCGAGGCGACUGCAUAGAAAGACCUGACUCUUCCUUCCACUGUCGCUGUCACGCCUGGUGGGAAGGAGCUCGGUGCGAGCGACGAAUGCUACACAUACCCUACAAACCGCUGUCUCAGCGUAUGUUGCAAGAACCUUUCUGGCUGGGACUUAUCACCGUCACCGUAGUUCUUGGUGUUCUCGGUCUGUUCUGGUGUGCCAAGAGACACUUCCCCGAGAAACUGGAGAAGCUUUUAGCUGAGGAAGCAGACCGCAAUCGUCACUGUCAUAUGUCCAGCAGAACCGCCUCAGUACGAGAUCAGCUUUCGUCAUCGCUCUACUCCGCCAACCCUGUGCCAGUCCCUGUCCAGGCGCCAAGUGUUGGCGCCCAACCAAGGGCCAGCCUCUUCGGGCGACUCGGUAUCCGUAAACCCUCUCUGCUGAGCCUCACCAGCCCCUUGGUGCCUCCCGCCCACGCUCCUACAGCCAGAACCUUUAGUUUGGACGAUUUGCUUAAACCACCUUCGAGAAGUAAGAAACUUCCAGUCCCGGUCUUCACCUCACGGGACUUCGGCCUUGUAAAUGUUCACGACCCUUCACUAUCUCUCAGCCUUGUACACAGACUCCUCUUUUGGUUCUUCUCUUCUCGACUUCGUAUAGAGAAAUGGUUUUUCUGUCAAUCAUUUGCCAAUCUUCUCUCUUACAAAGGAUCCCCUUCACCACGGAAGAAGAGGGUCAACUCGACGCCAACCAAGAAGAACGUGGCGGCAGUGGAGAAGAAGAUGAUCCUUCAACACCUAGUGGCGCCUGCAGUUCGAAGACAAAGCUCUGCGGAGAGUGUGCUGAUGACUGGGUCGUCGUUGGAGGUCGAGAGAGCAGACUAUAUCAGUCAGGAGACUUCGUUCACCAUCGAUGCCGCCGCUGCCGCCCAAGCUGCUGCCGCUGCUGCUCGUUCCCAAGAACUGAAGCAAGAGAAGAAGGUAACAUUUGCUCGUCUUCUGGACAAAGUGAGCUCCGAAAUGAGUUCUGGAUCAGAGCUUGAAAUAUCAACGGCGAACAUCCGGGUUCAGCCACCCAGCCCACCUAAGGAGCUCAAGUCACCCAACAGCACAAGCAGUAACCAGGGUAGCGAUUCUCUCUCGAGCUCCGACCUGGCACUGGCAGUGCACUCCGGUGAAGCGGCGAGACGACCUGAGAAGUUGUUGCUUGGUCAAAAGAAGGCGAAUUCGGCAGACUCCAUCCUUGCUAUGUUCCGCAACUUCUCCUCAGUGGGUGGCAGUGGUGGAGUAGGGGUGACUGUAGCCUCUCCCUCUACCACACCUACUGCUUCCACCCCUCAGGACGAUGUGGCGGGGUCUGACGACUCGUCUACCCACACUCCGGUGUCCAGCUCUAGCGGCCCUCCCGACUCUCCUCCGAUGUUCACAAGAAAAAAUACAAUACAGGUGUCGGUGCUGGAUCCUCUAAGUGCACAGAAGAGCGGCAAUCUUCUCUACCCUCCAAGUAUAUUGCUGGAGGUUCCCAACAAGUGUUUGUCGCCCAUCAAAGAGAUGCCUACGCCCUCCCCUUCACCAGCUCUUACACCUGUAAUGCCUAGACAUUCUCAGCCUACUUCUCUCUAUCGAACAAAGCCUGAUCGUCUUGAGAUCCCAGUCAGUGCAGCUACAAACUCUCUGACAAUUCCUACCCUGACUGUCCAACAACCGUCACCCACACGACCCUCUCCACCAGCGAUGCUUUUCUCCAGUGGUUUCCCUGGCUCUCCACCCCCGCACAAAGAGCCACCAUUUCUUCAAAGGGGAAGUAAAUUGCUCAAAGACCUAGAUAAGCCGACUUCUCUAGAGCUUCCUGUUCCUCCUCCUCUCAUAACAGUGACUUGCAGCAUGAGUGAAGUGGAAUCUGACGGAGAAUCCCCAGCGGCGAAGACUGGAGUGCCCGGGUCCAGUGGAAUGUGUUAUCUGAGCCCGUUCUCCAUGUGUACGCGGGCAGACAGGACUACUUCCGAGUCGAACCUCAGCUCAUCUGGGUACAGCUCAAUGGCAAGUCCAGGACCUUCCCGGUGCGGCUCAAAUAACCCUCUCUGUCCCGAUGUAGACGACCACUCGAAAAAGCCGUCCCCUUUGCUACGCACAACAAGAAAGGACGAAACGAAAAAGACUCACGCCGGGUGCCUUAGAGGACGUUCAGACUCGGAAACGUUGUCGGACGAUCCUCAAAUUGAAUCUAAUGAUGAGGGAUUUGGAACGGACCAUAUCGAUGAGAAAAUUGAAGACGGUGAACUGAAAAGUGCGAAAGAGCUUGAGGUGUUUAUCGGUACGGAGUUAGUUGAGACGGGGAAGAAGCUCAUUGGGCUGGUGUCUCCCUCGUCCAAACUCAAACAUUGCAGCAGUUUUGAGUCGAAUUUAGAGCAAACUGGAAGAUCAAGGAAGGUGAAGCCUUGUGUCAGCGUCGAGGCAGGCCUGGACUGCUAUCGCCUGGCUCCCCCACCCAAUGAUGUUUUCAAGGUCACCCUGCAGCUGCCCAGUAUAGUGGUGGAUGCUGACGAAUGUGGUACUGCAGCACCGUCCACACAUUGCAGUCCAGUCAGCUCACGUAGUGAGAGCCCUCUCAGUGACAAGACGGCUGGACUAGGCCGCUUCUCACCCAUGUUCUACGGCAAGCUAACCGACAGCGACGGUUUGUACGACUGUGCCAGCUCUGACUGCUGCAAGAUGGCUGCCAACAGAAAGUCUUCGGGGAGAAGAAAGGAAAGAAAGAGAAGUAAAUCUCCUGCGAAGGUAAAAGAUAAGGAUAUGAAGGAUCUGGUUGCUCCUACGCAGAUUCUAUUAGACGUACCUGGGAAGGCAGAUCCUUUCUGUCGUCAUAACCUGAGGACCAAGCCAAGUCCGAAACGAAGAGUCAGAACACAUUCACAGGUCGCUUCUUCAACAUCUUCCUCUUCUACGGAGAGCAUCAAUUCUGUUGGAGAUCUGUGCCAGACCCGGAUGUCACCUGAGAGUGGGCGUAGUCCAGACCGGGGCUGGGCCAAACUGGACUCUCCCACCAAGGUCCCCUCCAACGAGGCGUCCGGAGAGGAAACUGGAGAAGAAGCAACAGUGACAACCCAAAUGUUGCCAAAGCCGAAUAGAAAAAUCAGCCGCCUAAGGACUAUCGGACAUCAGAUAAGGUUUUUGCGGAGACUGGAGCGGAGUAUACGGCACGGCUGGGAGACGCCCGAGCCCCCAGACUCCCCCAGCCUUGAGCCCCUGACCAGCCAAGGGGGCGUAGCCCGCGGGGGGCGAGUGCGAGGAACUGUCAGUGACGAACCUUUGCUCAGCAGAGAGGACCGGGCAUGGCGACGAGUCAACAUUAUAAGAAGUGGACAUACGGAUUAAACUUAUGGACUACCUAUCGGAAAAUUUUGGGUCCAGUGAACUGCGGCGGUUAGUUUUAAGUUAAUUCAAUGUAACAUUUACAAAACUGACCAUUAAAAACAUGUAAAACUGUUACAAAAACAAACUCACAUAUAUGUAAGUUUUUUUUUUUUGACAAAUAAAACAAGAUCAAUUUUUAUGUUUUUGAACUAACCUAAUCUAACAGCCGCAACACGUUGUCAAAGACUGGCCCUCGUGUCAAAAAGACCAAAAAGAUCUUGUAAUCAUUUCACUUCUUAUUCGAUUGGGAUUGAAUUAACGAGACAUAACCAGGCUUAGCACCGAGUCAAAACUAUCCCUUAAAAUGAUUAUUGAUUGAUUUGGAAAGAUUAAAAGUGUGGGUAGUUAUAAUUUGACUGUUAAGUGAAGCAUACUGAAAAAAUAUCGAUUCAUGUAAAUUUUGUACGUGGUAUGUAAUGACUUUAGUAAUGUGAGGAUGCAUAUGGUACCGUAGGACUAAUAGAAGCUAGGGUUUACUACAUGGUUAAAAAAUAAACAUCUAGCUGAACUAUUUCUAAAAAAAAUAUAAUAAUAUAUACACUCUUUAAAACAAUACAUGAUUUCCAUUUUAUAUAAACUCUCACAUAAAUAACCCAGAGAACAGCUCGUUUGGAUGUUGAUAGCAAAAAGUUUUUAAACAAGUUUAUAAAGUUUGCAAUUAUUUUAUGGUAUUUUCAAAUCCGAUUUGUAACAUAUUUUAUUGAUAAAACUUAGUAAUUUUUUUAAUAAUGUUUGUUGAAGCUAUUUUGUUGAGGGUUUUACGAUGUAUAAACACUGUUAUAUGAUUAUGUUUUUUCUCAUUUCAUUAUUGGUCCAAAUAUGGACUGCUACUUGCUGUAGUGCUGUCGAGAUUUAAUAUAAAAGAGAUCGUUGUUAUGAAGAAUUUUAAGAAUCGAUUAGUGUAGUAAUUUAAGAAGGAAGAUGGAAUCAUAUACAAUGCCAUCCUUAUCUAUCCAGUUUAUUAUAGUAACAAUCUGCCUCACGAUCAGAAUCUGAAUCUUUAGAAUCACCAUCAUUCAUAGAAAUGUGCAUUAAUCAUGCAUAUAUCCAUGAUAUGUUUUUACAAUUAAUACCACACACAUAUAAAUAAAGGUAAUAUCAAUUCCUUUGAAAUAAUUUAAGUUUUUUCAGUCAAAUAUAUACAAACCGGUAUUAGUGUUUAACUUGAGUGUCGAAUGAAUUUUAAAGCUAUAUUUUUUAUAAGUCCACUGAGUAAAGUGAAAUAUUUCGAUCUAACAACUAUGGUUUUUUUAAAGGUGGGAACCAUCUUAUGCUGGAAUAUUUUAUUUGAUUCACACUUUAUUGUUUUGAAAUAUACUUUUAUAGUUAUGGUUUUAGGCACACAACUAUUUAGUGUGUCUUGUUAACUUUUAAAAUGGAUUCGAUAUAUCAAAAUGGAAUCAGAUACCUAAGUAUCUGAUUUCAUUUUGAUAUAUUGGCUAUUGAACAUUUAAACAAAAAGAUGUUCAUUAAAAUAUCUGUGACAAAAACCAUUUCUGAGAAUACGAUAAUUAUUAUGAUGACCAAAUAAUAAUGUUCUGUUGAAAGAUUUUCUUUAAAAUUAACAAUAAUCAUGUAUUACUUCCUUUACGUGGUAUCUUCUCCUAAAUUCUUCAGUAAAUUUUUUCAAUGGUUUCUUCACCUAAAUGAAAGACUGGCUGUUACGUAUGACCACAGAAUGAAGAGUAUACAAUACUGUCUACUUCUUUAUUCUGUGUAUGAUUAGUUCAAAACAAUUCCUCAGAAACCAUUCUAUACUUUAGUUCUUUUAACUUAUAUUUUUUAAUAUUAUACGUAUGUGGUUGAAAAUAAGCCUUUGACAAUUUAAAUACUCAUUUAUUCUAAAGUAUAAUGGCAAUGUUUCGGUGUUUGAUGUUUUUAUAUGGUUGUUGUUUUUGUAUUUUUCAACAUUGUAUGUCAUAAUUGUGCAAAAAUCAUAGACAAUCAAUGCAUGUCUAAAACCAGUCAUGGAGAAAUUUUGAUGGGAUUUGUCUGCAUAAUUUUUAUUUAUGUUUAAAGCGAUUUAUUCCAUAAGAAUUUUUAAAAUUAUUUAAAAGUAUAUUUACACUAUUUUUUGCAUUAGCUCCAUUAUAAAUAGCAGAGGCAACCAGCUUUAGGUAAAUUUAUUUAUUCCAAUUAUUAUGUCUUCAAUAAUCCAAAUAAUUGUAAUAUAAAAAAUUGUAGUUUUAGUACUUUUACUACUUCAAUGAUUUUAUCCAACUGCUAUCAUUCGUCAUGAUAAUUAUUAUUCUCGUCUUUAGUAGGAAUUUAGGAUCGAUUGCAAACAAAAGAUGGCAAUGUUUGGAAGUAAAAUAAUGAAGAGAAAUAAAGUAUUUGAACCAACAGACAAAAGUUAAAAUUCCGACAAGUGUUUGACACUGAAUAUUGUGUUCAUAAGUUAUCAUCAAAUCCCAAUUAAUGCUAAGUAAUAGGUUUUAUCACACUGUUCAUUUAAAGAAAGUUAAUGUGUUUGGACUCCAAUCAACGGUGCAAUAAUUACUUAGCUUAAUGUAAUUGUGUCGUCUGUAUAUUUUUAUACUGGUCCACUUUUCCCAUAUGUUUCUGCUGUAUUUUCUAUAAGAUUCUAUAAAAUACUAUAAACCAUGUAAAUAACCAUUGUUACAUUAUUUUAAAGCGUUUUGGUGUUGUAUUUACUGAGUGGUUAUGUUUUCUUCUUUCAUCAAAAUGCCAUUAGUGAUGGAGUUUUCCUAGAAUUUAAAUUAUAUUGCACCCAGGGUUGAUUAGGGUUUACGUUAAAUAUCUUAUUUACAUAUUGAUAAAUAUUCCGCUCAUGUUAGGAAAAUAGAUGUGUGUUAAUUUUUUUAUCUAGGUAAAAAUACCCUAUUCAUAUGUUUAUGAAGAAUAUAUUUAUUGUUACAUAUUCAAACAUGUUAUUCCUAUUUCUAUGUAAAGGUCUACAAAGAUUUUUAUAAGUCAGUUUAAUUUCUUCUUUUUAUAAUAUCGUUUCCUAGAUCUUCUUAAAAAUAUUAUUUCCUAUACCAAUCCUUCAAUUUUAUUUAUUUUUUCAGCGUU